This is a messenger RNA of Fusarium sp. VM40, 309 nucleotides long. The record is from the annotation of a GenBank genome assembly. NCBI's taxonomy places the organism in Eukaryota, Fungi, Ascomycota, Sordariomycetes, Hypocreales, Nectriaceae.
AUGACUUCUCAAGACAAGAGUGUCCAAAAGGAGGAGGAGACCUUUAAGCGACAGCUUGACAGGGCUGCGGACACCACCCGUGAGCUGGAGAACCAGAAGCCCAACCCUAUUGUCGAGAAGAUCACAGAAUAUGUCCCCGCCGCCGCCAAGAUCCUGCCCGCUCGCCAAAGCCUUCCCAAGGAGGAGAAUCACCCUCCAGGACCUCCCCAACGACCGCAUCACGAUGACAAGAUUGAGGACUUUGUGAGGGACCAGCACAGAAGCCAGGGUGUUGACGGCAUCUUGGGUGCUUCUCCUAACGACAAGUAG